AUGAAGACUCACAUUGUCUGUGGCUUCAUUUUUAAAGUACUAUUAAUGCAAUUAUAUAUUUUUAACAAAACUUUAGCUGCACCGUCACCAAUCAUUAAGUUUCCUGGAGACAGCACUCCCAAAACAGACAAAGAACUAGCAGUGCAAUACCUGAAUAAAUACUAUGGGUGCCCAAAAGACAACUGCAAUUUAUUUGUCCUGAAAGAUACUUUGAAGAAAAUGCAGAAAUUUUUUGGGCUGCCUGAAACAGGAGAUUUGGAUCAAAAUACUAUUGAGACAAUGAAGAAACCCCGCUGUGGUAACCCAGAUGUAGCCAAUUACAACUUCUUCCCAAGAAAGCCAAAAUGGGAAAAGAAUCAUAUAACAUACAGGAUUAUAGGCUAUACCCCGGAUUUGGAUCCUAAGACAGUAGAAGAUGCCUUUGCUCGAGCCUUUCAAGUCUGGAGUGAUGUCACACCGCUGAGAUUUAACCGAAUAAAUGAUGGAGAAGCAGAUAUUAUGAUUAAUUUUGGACGAUGGGAACACGGUGACGGCUAUCCAUUUGAUGGCAAAGACGGUCUCCUGGCUCACGCCUUUGCACCAGGGCCAGGAAUUGGAGGAGACUCCCAUUUUGAUGAUGAUGAACUGUGGACUCUUGGAGAGGGGCAAGUGGUUAGAGUGAAGUAUGGAAAUGCAGAGGGUGAAUACUGCAAAUUUCCCUUCUGGUUCAAUGGCAAAGAAUACAACAGCUGCACAGAUGCAGGACGCAGCGAUGGAUUCCUCUGGUGUUCCACAACCAAAGACUUUGAUGCAGAUGGCAAAUAUGGCUUUUGCCCCCACGAGUCACUUUUUACAAUGGGCGGCAAUAGUGACGGGCAGCCAUGCAAAUUUCCUUUUAAAUUUCAAGGCCAGUCCUAUGACCAGUGCACAACAGAAGGCAGGACAGAUGGAUACCGGUGGUGUGGAACCACUGAAGACUAUGACAGAGAUAAGAAAUAUGGAUUCUGUCCAGAGACUGCCAUGUCCACAGUUGGUGGAAAUUCAGAGGGAGCCCCUUGCGUAUUCCCCUUCAUCUUCCUGGGGAAUAAAUACGAGUCCUGUACGAGUGAAGGUCGCAAUGAUGGCAAGCUGUGGUGCGCUUCUACCAGCAGCUAUGACGAUGACCGCAAGUGGGGCUUUUGUCCAGACCAAGGAUACAGUCUCUUCUUGGUUGCUGCUCAUGAAUUUGGCCAUGCUAUGGGAUUAGAGCACUCUGAGGAUCCAGGAGCUCUGAUGGCCCCUAUCUACACCUACACAAAGAACUUUCGACUUUCCCAGGAUGACAUUAAAGGGAUCCAGGAGCUAUAUGAAGUAUCGCCUGAUGUCGAACCUGGACCAGGGCCAGGCCCACGCCCAACCCUUGGACCUGUCACUCCAGAACUCUGCAAGCAGGACAUUGUAUUUGAUGGAGUUGCACAAAUUAGAGGAGAAACAUUUUUCUUCAAAGACAGAUUCAUGUGGAGGACUGUAAACCCCCGAGGAAAACCCACGGGUCCUCUUCUUGUUGCUACAUUCUGGCCUGAUCUGCCAGAGAAAAUUGAUGCUGCCUAUGAGGCCCCUCAGGAUGAGAAGGCCGUAUUUUUUUCAGGAAAUGAGUACUGGGUUUAUUCGGCCAGUAACUUGGAUAGGGGCUAUCCAAAGAAACUCACCAACCUGGGACUACCCCCUGAUGUGCAACGCGUUGAUGCAGCUUUUAACUGGGACAGAAACAAGAAGACUUACAUUUUUGCUGGAGACAGAUACUGGAAGUACAAUGAAGAAAAGAAGAAAAUGGAGCUUGCAUCCCCUAAAUUCAUUGCUGACUCUUGGAAUGGAGUUCCAGAUAACCUCGAUGCUGUCCUGGGUCUUAGUGACAGUGGAUAUACCUACUUUUUCAAAGAUCAGUAUUAUCUACAGAUGGAAGACAAGAACUUGAAGAUUGUUAAAAUUGGCAAGAUAAAUUCUGACUGGUUGGGUUGCUGA
Egretta garzetta (little egret) is the source of this 1980-nucleotide messenger RNA. RefSeq names its product matrix metallopeptidase 2 (gene MMP2). The coding region runs from base 1 to 1980 and encodes 659 amino acids. Gene Ontology annotation, biological process: tissue remodeling; extracellular matrix organization; proteolysis. The record is from RefSeq and is a predicted model, not a curated record. Gene Ontology annotation, cellular component: extracellular matrix. Lineage: Eukaryota; Metazoa; Chordata; Aves; Pelecaniformes; Ardeidae. Gene Ontology annotation, molecular function: metalloendopeptidase activity; zinc ion binding. The transcript is spliced from 13 exons.